AUGAACACCACUGUCCCACCCCCAGAGCUGGUGGGAGUGCCAAGGACACAGAACCUGAGUGUGACUCCUGGAACACAGGCCUUGUCAGGGUGGGCCGUCAUCCACACUGCCACCCUCACAUUCUGCUCUUUCCUACUCAUUGUUAUCUUUUGCCUGGGCUCCUAUGGGAAUCUAGUUGUUUUCUUGUCAUUUUUUGACCCAGCAUUCCGCAAAUUUCGAACUAACUUUGACUUCAUGAUCCUCAACCUGUCGUUUUGUGAUUUGUUCAUCUGCUGUGUGACAGCACCAAUGUUUGCACUGGUGCUUUUUCUAGAUGCCAGUGGAGGGGAUGGGGUUUCCAAAAGUUUCUGCUUUGCCUUCCAUCUGACCAGCUCGGGCUUCAUCAUUAUGUCCCUGGAGACUGUGGCUGUCAUUGCUCUGCAUAGACUGCGCAUGGUGUUGGGGCAGCAGCCAAACCGAACGGCUUCUUUCCCCUGUACUCUGGCCCUGACUGCUCUUUUGUGGACCUCCAGCUUCACCAUGGCAGCUCUGCUGACAAUGAGAGCCUAUCCACGGAGAGAUGGCCCCUGCCUGCCACAUUUUGGUCUCGGAGGCGGGCAGGCCAGAGUGGUACUGUAUGUCUACCUGGCAGACUUUGCCUUUUGUGUGGCUGUGGUGUCGGUGUCCUACCUCAUGAUUGCUCAGACUCUGAGGAAGAACGCACAAGUGAGGAAAUGCCCCAUCAUCAGCGUGGAUGCCACCUGCCCUCCUCCGCCACUCAUGGCAGCUGGUUUUGAGAGCAUGCAGUGUGGUGUUCAAGGUCCCCCUCUGUAUCGGAACCAGACAUAUAAUAAGCUGCAGAAUCUACAUACUCGCUCAUUUGCCAAGAACCAGCAUGUAGUGCCAGGGGCUGCAGCAGGAGCUACUUGCUGUCAGCUGGUGUCCACAGUCAACCUGGCCACAGCCAAAGACUCAAAAGCUGUGGUGACUUGUGUAGUUAUUGUUUUUUCUGUUCUUCUAUGCUGCUUGCCCAUGGGAGUUUCACUGGCACAAGAUGUGCUGUCUCCGGAGAGUAACUUUACACAUUAUCAGUUUGAACUAUGUGGGUUUGUGCUCAUCUUUCUCAAAUCAGGCAUUAAUCCCUUUGUGUACUCACGCAACAGUGCUGGACUUCGCCGCCGUGUCCUGUGCUGUUUUCAAUGGGUGGCGCUAGGUUUUCUUUGUUGUAAGCAAAAGACUCGCCUUCAUGCAAUGGGAAAAGGCAGUCUUGAAGUAAAUCGUAAUAAGUCAUCACACCAUGAGACCAACUCGGCAUAUGUCCUGUCACCAAAGCCACAAAGGAGGCUUAUUGAUCAGGCAUGUGGGCCAAGCCACUCUAGAGACUGUGUGGGAAGCCCAAAAGGCACUGGGGCACGCAAACCUCGGCCACCCAGCACUUCCACACCCAUCAACACCCGCAUUGAGCCCUACUACAGCAUCUACAACAGCAGCCCAUCUGCUGGACCCAGCUCACCCACAAGUCUGCAGCCAGUCAGCUCACAAACAUUUGCUUUUGCUAAGUCCUAUGUAGCUAUGCAUUACCACACGCAUCAAGAUGCACUGCAGGACUUUGACAGUACCUCUGUCCAUCAAAUACCCAUUCCCUCUGUCUAA
Molecule: messenger RNA, 1632 nt
Organism: Knipowitschia caucasica
Lineage: Eukaryota; Metazoa; Chordata; Actinopteri; Gobiiformes; Gobiidae
Source: the annotation of a GenBank genome assembly